AUGCAAAGUUAUGGUGGACAAGGGUUUGAAGAUAAUGAAGAGGAUGAAGAAGAUGAUGGAUCUGAUGGGAAUAAUCAUGAUGACUACAACCCUGAGGUGGAUGAUGAAGAUUAUGACCCUUAUGGUAUAGAUGAUGAUGAUGAUGAUGUAGAGGGUAUGGAAGGAAGUCAAGGAGCAGAUGGUGGAAAGCAAACUAAAGAUGGUGUAGGAACAAGCAGUCAAGGAUCUGUAUUAGGGAGCAGAGAUGCAUAUGCUGAUUUGGAGGACAAUGAGGACAUAUUUGCUAAUGUGGAUUCGGAUGAAGAGAGAAUGGGACUUGCCGUAAACUCUGAUAGGGAGCCUGAAGAUGAAUUCCCAGAAUUUAACCCGAACACAGACAUGAAGAAACCUGAGUUCUGCAAGGGAUGA
Messenger RNA from Rosa chinensis, 408 nucleotides. Its product is annotated as acidic leucine-rich nuclear phosphoprotein 32 family member B-like. NCBI's taxonomy places the organism in Eukaryota, Viridiplantae, Streptophyta, Magnoliopsida, Rosales, Rosaceae. The coding region runs from base 1 to 408 and encodes 135 amino acids. The record is from RefSeq and is a predicted model, not a curated record. The transcript has a single exon.